Saprolegnia diclina VS20 is the source of this 1783-nucleotide messenger RNA. RefSeq lists its product as hypothetical. The transcript has a single exon. The coding region runs from base 57 to 1643 and encodes 528 amino acids. Lineage: Eukaryota; Oomycota; Saprolegniomycetes; Saprolegniales; Saprolegniaceae. The record is from RefSeq and is a predicted model, not a curated record.
UUCACAAGGUGCGAUCGUCCGAGUUGCGCAAUUGCGUCGUCCAGCAGAUCAAGAGCAUGAGCAGCGAGAAGCGUCGAGUCGGGUCGCCAACGAGGGUCGUCGACAAGGACGACGUACUCAUGGCGAUCGUUAAGUUUACCACGACUGCAGAAGAUGUCUCAACGUUCCUCGACGCUAUCUCGGCCACCACGCGCUGUGGCCCGCUGAAAGCGCUCUCGGAGCUCCUUCGAGAUCCGCUCAAGGCUCUGCGCGACGCUCGUGACGAGGCGACGGCCUUGACGAUGCUGUGGCCUCGGCUUCAGCUGGAUUACGUUGUUGACGUGAAGCGCGUCAUUGACGCCAUGCCGAUCUACAACUCUUUUGAGGUCGGCAGCCUGCACUUGUGGAAGGACAUGUCGCCCAGCAUGGACGUUUUGGCACAGCUCGUCGCUUCGUACGGUGAGAAGUUUACGCAUAUCAAGAUCGACUCGAAGUACCCGUGCGAGAACGAAAAGAAUGUCGUCACGCUCUGCAACAUUCUUCGGCAGAGCACACGUCUCGACGUCGUUUCCGUGGGCAACACCGGCUACGACAUGGCCAUCGUCGCGGCGGUCACGACACCAAAGCAUUCCGUCCGUCGUUUGAGCGUCGCAAGCGAUCGCGCCGAGGACAACUGGGCCGAGAAUCUCGUGCCUUGGCUGCAGUCUGGCCACGCCGACCACCUUGGCAUCCAGUACGACGUCGAAAAGAGCGGCGAGAACAGAAGCAUUGCGGACGUGCUCGUUGCCGCCGCUGCGAGCUCCCUCUCGAGCUUGAACGUGCUCGUUCACGGCGCCGAGCCCCUCCCGCCGGUCGACACGCACACAACCCGCUUCCAGAACCUCUCGACCUUGUGCGUCCGUGUCGAUCAAGACGCGCCUUUUUUCAAGAGCCUUCUGGACCGCGUCGACCCGACCAAGCUGAGACGACUCUCGGUCACGUGCAGCGACGAAAGCGACAACAUCGGCUUUGUCUUGGACACGCUGCCGCACCUCUCGGCCCUCAACGAGCUCCAGAUUUGUAGCGGCGCGUUCGACGUUGACGAGCUACCUCCAGCUGUCAUGACCUCCUCGUCUGCUCUGACGUCGAUCACGAUGGAGGACAUUCAGUUUUCGUCGAAUGCCGCCGCUGCGCUCGGCGCGCUUUUCGCCAACGUACUCGACCUCAAGACGCUCUCGUGGCGCGAUUGCUUUGUUGACGAUACAACUUUUGGCGAUGUGAUCUUGUCGAACUUGCCGCUCUGGAUCCGCAACGGCGUUCGCGCAAUCGAUUUGGCUGGCUGCGACGCAAUGGACGGCUUCCCCGACCAUCUGGUGCGAGCCCUCCGUGGCGCGACGAGUCCAUCGGGCAUUGACAUCAACUUGUCCGACAACGGGUUCACCCAUGAAAAGUACGUGAUGCUCUUCAAGGCGCUCACGACCUGCACCGGCGUCUCGGUCGUGCUCGAACCGUCCGUCGAGCUUGGUGGUGAGGCCGUCGCGCGCGAGGCCCAUCUUGCCCGGGAAGACUUUGAGGUCAUGUUGCACGGUUUGCCGGAGCUCGAGCUCGAGUGGAACGAAUAUGUUACACCAGAGCUACCCGAAGGCGAGGUUUGCGUCACGCUCCGUGUCAGUUGCCGUCGCUAACACUCGUUUGACCUUCACUUUGAAUCCAUUCUCACUUUGAAUACAUAAGCACGAGCUAGGACUGUAAUUCUUCUUUUAUACAGUGACCACUAUGUAGUACUAGGAGCUGAUAACGGGUUCGAAUACACCAGUACGUACGA